Molecule: messenger RNA, 1595 nt
Organism: Tuber melanosporum (Perigord truffle)
Lineage: Eukaryota; Fungi; Ascomycota; Pezizomycetes; Pezizales; Tuberaceae
Exons: 5
Coding region: 59-1510 (483 amino acids)
Cellular component (GO): membrane; oligosaccharyltransferase complex
Source: RefSeq, a predicted model, not a curated record
AGCUUCAUUCCUGAAGUCUUCACUCCGACACAAUCCGCCCCAACCAACCAUCCCAACCAUGCGUUUUCUCCGAAAUUGGGGCGCUCUCUUGUUGCCAUUGGCUUCUCUGUUUUCUCUUGCUCCAUGCUCUAGCGCAGAUUCUACUCUUGUCCAGCCGAAGGAGUUCACUCCUCCGCCUGUCUUUAAAAAUACAAAUCUUUUGCGGACCAUUGACAUUACAAAGCCUUAUGUCCGCGAGACUACCGCUAUGGUUAUUGACAAUAUCUCUAAGGAGCCUCAGACCGAGUAUUAUGUCCUUGUUCCGAAGGGAAUUAUAGAGAACAUUAGUUAUUUUGAGGCUAGGGGUGAAAGUGGGCCACAUGCUGUCAGCCCUACCGUGUUCAACCCCAAAAGUGAGACACAGUACUACAGGGUCCUCUUCAGCGCACCUCUUCCUGCUGGCAAGUCGGCAAAGCUGUGGAUUACUCUCGCUCAAACUGAUUGUCUUACACCUGUUCCCGCCCUUAUCGGCCAAACCGACAAGCAGUUUCUCCAGUGGACUGGCUCCCAGUACGCCGCUUCGGCAUACAUCACCGAGAAACAAAAGACAAAAAUCAAGUUUCCCAACAACGAAGUGCCAAAUUUUACCGUCCUGGAGAACAACGACGAGAACGAUGACCCGACUGGGGCAGGAAGUUGGUACACAUAUGGACCUUACAAGACUGUUAACCCGGACCAGAAGGGAGGAAAGGCUAUUACCCUCCGAUUUGAGUACACAAGCCCGGUAAUUAAAAUGAUCAGAAUGGAAAGGCACAUUGAGGUCAGCCAUUGGGGUGGUAAUAUUGCCUUUCAGGAACGCUACUGGAUGACUAACUUGGGGGCAAAACUCAAGGAUACUUUCUCCCGGGUGCAAUGGGCAUCAACCAGCUACUACAACCCCCCCACCAGCGCCAUUAAGCAAUUGACCUUCACUCUGAUCCCUGGAGCACAGGAUGCCUAUUUUACCGAUGAGAUUGGCAAUGUUUCCACGUCACGCUUCCGCAGCAACAUGCGUGAAGCUCACCUUGAGCUCAAGCCUCGUUACCCUGUCUUUGGGGGAUGGAACUACUCCUUUGUUGUAGGAUGGAACCACGACCUCAAAAACUUCUUGAGGGUCAGUCAGGAUGGAGAGAGAUAUAUCCUUAAGGUUCCUUUCUUAGAAGGCCCUAAGGAUAGUGUUACUUAUGACGAAAUGGAGAUCACCGUUGUCCUUCCCGAAGGCGCUAUUGAUGUUAAAUACUCUCCUCCUAUCCCUCUCAUUAGUGAAGAGGAAUACCUCCACCACACCUUUAUGGAUACCCUCGGCCGCACAGCCAUCAAAAUGAGGGCUGUCAACGUCGUAGAUGAGCAGCACAAGAAAGAACUGAUUGUAACCUAUCACUACCCAACCAUGGCACUCCAUAGAAAACCGUUCGCCAUCUUCACUGGCAUUCUUACCCUUUUCACUUUCUCAUGGCUUGUUAGCAAAAUUGAUCUUAGAAUUGGGAAGUAAAAAAAGGGGGGGUUUUGAUUUUGUAUAUAUGUAUCCUUUUUUUAUUUUAUUUUAUUUUAUUUUAUUUUAUUUUAUUUGAUGAGAA